Messenger RNA from Anopheles cruzii, 2399 nucleotides. Its product is annotated as fas-binding factor 1-like. The transcript is spliced from 2 exons. The annotation marks the transcript as partial. Gene Ontology annotation, biological process: establishment of epithelial cell polarity; cilium assembly. Lineage: Eukaryota; Metazoa; Arthropoda; Insecta; Diptera; Culicidae. The record is from RefSeq and is a predicted model, not a curated record. Gene Ontology annotation, cellular component: ciliary transition fiber; centriole; ciliary basal body.
AUGAAUUUUGAUUUGGACGACCCUCUGGAAGGAUUGCUCAGCGAUGGCAGCAACGACAGUCUGUUUGGCGAUGAAAAGACAAAAAAACCGGCACAAACCAGCAAACCGGGCAAGAUGGAAGAUUUGUUUGGUAUAAAACCGACCGAGGCAUCGAAGAGCGCCUUGAAAGCGGAGCAACCAUCGACAGCUGCAAAUAAAAGUCAACCCGCGUCACUGGACUAUUCGAAACCGCCGAGCACCACCACCUCAACACAGCCCCAGCCGUCGAGCUUGACCUCUUUGCAAGGAAAAAAGCCAGCGACUCCGGUCAAAAAGACCGAGAACGCCACUUCUGGACUUAAGCCUAGCACACCACAGAAAAAGGAAAUUUCAUUCGACGACAGCGAUCUGCUGUCGGAUCUUGGCUUCGACCCCAAGAGACCGAGGGCAAAGUCAAGCAUCCUAGAUGAUAUACUGGGUGUUCCGAUGGGGCCAUCGACGAAAGAGGUCCCUUCGAAAAGCACACUGGCCAAACCUAGGCCAAGCCUUACGGUAGCCAAAGAGGAAGCACCGGCUACGGUUAAAAACGUUUCGCGUCAGUCGACGGAAACGUCCGACAACCUGCCACCGGAGAACACAAUUUUGGGUGGGUACGCGCCAACUGGUGCCGCCCUGUCACGGCGUAGCGGUCGGCGAAAGUCGUCCGUGUCGGCAUUAAACGAUCCGUUGGGACUGUUUACCACGGAGGACAAAGCCGUCCGCCGCGAGUCUAAGCAACCGAAAAAAGGCGGAGCCGAUUGGCUCGGUCUCAACGAGGACAGUGUUUCGAACGAAGUCGAUCCUCUUCCGACGCCUGCGCCGAAACAGGUUGAACCUCCCGUAUCCGUGGCCGCUGCGCCGAUUCAAAAACCCGUUGAAUUAUCGGUGCCAGUUCGACACGAACCCGAACCGCCAAAAUCGGAAGGCAAAAUAUCAGUCCAACCCACUAUGCCGGAUCCGCUGCUGAUUUCCAGCACAUUGCAGCUCGUAGACGCCGAGACAGAGAGCGCACUGGCCACAAUGCAGCAGCAAGAUUUUCAAAUAUCCGUGGCCAGCCAGAUGAAGAGCCAGGAGAAGGCUCUUCUCGAUAUGCAGCAGAAGCAGCGCUCCAUUUUGCACCGGCAGGAAGCGCAGUUCAAUGAACUACUGCAGAAGCAAAUGCAUCGUCACAACGCGCUGGAAGAAGUGCUGACCAGGCAGCAGGAACGAAUCAGCGCAAACAUCCAGUUAAUCAUGAAUCAACCACCACCGACGGCACUCAGCUCCCAUCAGCCAUACCCAGCCUCAGAAGGCGCACGGCACGAACCGCAGCCGGAGGAUCUUAUCACGAAGAUCGAGUUGCAGUCGGAUGUGAAGCGUCUCGAAAUGGAAAAACUACGGCUCGAGGAUUUGGUCUCAAACCUGACGACGAAUCACGGCCAAGAGCUGUCGCUAAUGGAGGCAAGCUACAGGAAACAGACCGGCUUUCUGGAGGAAAGUCUCAAAAUAAUGGAAGCCAGGCUGAAGAACGACAACAGAAAGCUGGAGGAGUUUUAUCAACGCAAAAUAGAUGCCACCGAAGAAGCCAAAUGCAAACUGGCACAAGAUAACGCGGAGAAAAUUCGAGAAAUGGAGGAAAACCACCGGGGCGCGGUCGAAAAGACGAAGCAAGCGUACGAAGACAAUCUGGAGCAGCUCCGUCAGGACCACCGGGAGGUGAUCGGUUCGAUCCGUGAAUCGAAGAUGCUCGAAUUCUCGGUGGUACAGGAGAACCAAUCCUAUCUGCAGACGCUAAAGAAUGCCUCCAGCUACCUGGAGAACGCGUCCGGUGAUUUGCAGCAACUCCGCGACACGCUCCAAGAACAGAUCGAGUACUGCCAAAAAGAGAAAGAUCUCCAGCUGAAGGCCCGCGAGAAGCAACUGGAGGACCAGCAAAGACUCCUGGAGCGGACAAGGGCGGCCGCCAGCGAAGAGAAGGACCGUCUACUGAAUCUGGUCGAAGCCCUCGAAAGUAAAGUGACCGAAAUGACGAAGGUCUCGUCCGAGGAACGCUGGGAGUACCGGCAAAAGUGUGUCAAACUGGAAGCGGAACGGUCGAGCUUCGAAAAGGAGAAGCAAUUUUUCAGGGAACGGCACCAGCACGAAGAAACCCGAAUCGGGGAGCUAAAACAGGCGCAGCUGGACGAGAGCGCCCGGUUCAAGGAACUGCUGAACCAAGAACGACAGGCGCUGCUCGAGGAGAAGGCCAAAUUCGAAACGAUGGCUCAGCUCCACUCCAAAGGGCACUCUGGCGGCCCAGGGGCAAGCUCGCGGGCGGAAAUCGAGGCUGCCGUAAAGGUUGCCGAAGAGGCAACGCACCAGGCGGACAAGGAGAAAGAACGUUUCCUGCAACUGCAGCGUCA